UAAAACCCGAAAGAUGGAGCCUCAGGUUCGCGCUCUGCGUUGUGGAUGCCGGAACCGAGAUUCAAAAAGAGCUUCCGGAGGUUCCAUACAAGUAAAUCCGAAAAAAGUGGGAGGGUCCACACCGCGAAUUGUUACGGCGAGGAAGAUAAAUAUAUUACUAAAGAAGACCUGGACAGAAGGCGGAUGGCGCUGCGGCCUGGCUCCCGCAGACCGACCGCCUUCUUCCAUGCGAGAUCGCUCGUACCGAACCUCCUUGCCUUCUUCCUGGGUCUCUCAGGGGCUGGACCAACACAUUUGCCGAUGCCCUGGCCUAAUGGCAGGCGACAUCGGGUCCUGGACCCCCACACGCAGCUCAGUACCCACGAGGCCCCAGGCUGCUGGAAGCCUGUAGCUCUGCGGGGGAUGAAAGCCUGCCCGCAGGUUCUCCUGGAGUGGUGAGCUUCUGCCGGAAGGGGGCGCCCUUGUCUUUUUAAUGGUCCUAACACACUCGUGGAAUAAAUCUCUAAGAUUCCA
This is a messenger RNA of Symphalangus syndactylus (siamang), 513 nucleotides long. RefSeq names its product PRAC2 small nuclear protein (gene PRAC2). The record is from RefSeq and is a predicted model, not a curated record. Lineage: Eukaryota; Metazoa; Chordata; Mammalia; Primates; Hylobatidae.